Brassica oleracea var. oleracea is the source of this 2612-nucleotide messenger RNA. Its product is annotated as G-type lectin S-receptor-like serine/threonine-protein kinase At1g11410. Bases 1 to 2529 code for a protein of 842 amino acids. Gene Ontology annotation, molecular function: protein serine/threonine kinase activity; ATP binding. Gene Ontology annotation, biological process: recognition of pollen; protein phosphorylation. The record is from RefSeq and is a predicted model, not a curated record. The transcript has 7 exons. NCBI's taxonomy places the organism in Eukaryota, Viridiplantae, Streptophyta, Magnoliopsida, Brassicales, Brassicaceae.
AUGAAGAUCUUCUUCAUCUUUUUCUUUGUUUUAUUCUCCUUCCUUGUCCAUUCUUGUUUGUCCAACAACAUGAUCAUGAGAACGCAGUCCAUGAGAGACGGCGAUGUUAUAUUCUCUCAAGGAAAGAGAUUCGCUUUUGGAUUCUUCAGCCUGGGGACUUCAAAGCUCAGGUACGUUGGGAUUUGGUAUGCUCAAGUCUCUGAGCAGACUAUUGUAUGGGUUGCAAACAGAGACCAUCCUAUCAAUGACACGUCUGGUCAUAUAAAGUUCAGCAGCAGAGGGAAUCUCUGUGUGUAUGGAUCUGUCAACGGAACAGAACCUAUCUGGUCUACCGAUGUUUUGGAUACAAUAUCAGAACCGGCUCUAGUUGCGAAGCUGUCUGAUCUAGGCAACCUUGUGCUGCUUGAUCCUGUCACAGGGAAAAGCUUCUGGGAGAGCUUUAACCAUCCUACAAACACGUUGCUUCCCUUUAUGAAGUUCGGAUACACUCGCCAAGACGGUGUGGACCGGUUCAUGACGUCGUGGAGAUCUCCUGGUGACCCUGGUUUCGGGAACGUUACGUUCCGGAUAGAGCGUAGAGGGUUUCCGCAGAUGAUGAUGUACAAAGGAACGACUCUGUGGUGGCGUACUGGGUCAUGGACAGGGCAGAGAUGGAGCGGUGUGCCUGAGAUGACAAACAAGUUUAUAUUCAAUAUCUCGUUUGUGAAUAGUCCUGAUGAAGUAUCGAUCACUUACGGUGUGUUGAAUCCUCUAGUCAUAACGAGAAUGGUGCUGAACGAGACGGGGACCCUGCAGCGGUUCACGUGGAACGGGAAGGAUAAGAAGUGGAUCGGGUUCUGGUCAGCUCCUGAGGAGAAGUGUGACAGCUACAACCACUGUGGCCUUAACGGUUACUGCGAUACCACGAGUCCAGACAAGUUUGAGUGCUCUUGCCUACCGGGGCACGAGCCUAAAACGCCCCAAGCUUGGAACUUUAGGGAUGCUUCGGAUGGGUGCAAGAGGAGCAACGCGGCUUCGUUAUGUAAUGGGAGAGAAGGUUUUGCGAAGUUGAAGCGGGUGAAGGUUCCAAAUACAUCAGGUGUGAGUGUGGAUAUGAACAUAACGCUUAAAGAAUGUGAAAAGAGGUGCUUGAGGAACUGCUCUUGUGUCGCUUAUGCGAGCGCUUACCACGAGAGCGAAGACGGAGCGAAAGGUUGCUUGACAUGGCACGGUGAUAUGUUGGAUACGAGGACAUACUGGAGCGCAGGACAAGAUUUCUAUCUACGUGUAGAUAAGGCAGAGUUAGCGCGGUGGAAUGGAAGUGGAUCAUCAGGGAAGAGGAGACUUUUCUUAAUUCUCAUCAGCAUGAUUGUAGUGGUGAUGUUGCUAAUGAUCAUGUUGUUCUGUUUCAUAAGGAAACGAAGACAGGCUAACAGGCAUAAGAAACCUCCAUCAACCUUCGCCCCGAGCUCUUUUGAUAUUGAAGAGCCAUUCGUAUUAGAAGAGCUCGAGGAUAAAUCAAGAAAGGGGGAGUUGCCUCUCUUUGAGCUUAGCACAAUCGCUGCAGCCACUAACAACUUUUCUUUUCAACACAAGCUUGGAGCAGGUGGUUUCGGAGCCGUUUACAAGGGCGUGUUAGAAAACGGUAUGGAGAUAGCAGUGAAGAGGUUGUCAAAAAACUCGGGCCAAGGAAUGGAAGAGUUCAAGAACGAGGUCAAGUUGAUAUCGAAAUUGCAGCAUCGAAAUCUCGUGAGGAUCUUAGGGUGUUGCGUUGAAUCGGAAGAGAAGAUGUUGAUAUACGAGUAUUUACCAAACAAGAGCUUAGACUGUUUCAUAUUCCGUGAGGAGCAUAGAGCAGAGUUGGAUUGGCCAAAACGGAUGGGGAUAAUCCGAGGGAUUGCGCGGGGAAUCUUGUAUCUACAUCAAGAUUCAAGACUGAGGAUCAUCCACAGAGACCUCAAGGCCAGCAAUAUACUUCUUGACAACGAAAUGAUCCCCAAGAUUGCUGACUUUGGCAUGGCUAGAAUCUUUGGAGGCAACCAAAUCGAAGGAAGCACAAACCGAGUUGUUGGAACAUAUGGAUAUAUGUCACCUGAGUAUGCAAUGGAUGGUCACUUCUCAAUUAAAUCCGACGUCUAUAGCUUUGGAGUAUUGAUCUUAGAGAUCAUAACCGGAAAGAAGAAUAGUGCAAUCUACAACGAAAAUUCAAACCUAGUCGGACAUAUCUGGGGUCUGUGGCAAAAAGGUGAGGCAAGAGAGAUCAUAGACACGUUAAUGGACGCAGAGAGUUAUGAAGAAAGCGAAGUGAUGAAGUGCAUACACAUUGGGUUUCUUUGCGUGCAAGAAAGGGCUUCGGACAGACCAGACAUGUCUUCUGUUGUGUUCAUGUUGGGACAUAACGCCAUUGAUCUUCCAUCUCCGAAGCAUCCUGCGUUUACGGUGGGGAGGAAGAGAAACGUCAAAAAUGGAGGCAGCUCAGGUAACUGCCCUAGUGGAGAAACCGGUAGUUCUGUCAAUGAUGUUACCCUCACCGACGUUCAAGGUCGUUAAAAAUAAUUACGAGCGUCUUUCUCUAUGUUACAACAAUAUUCUUUACUAGGUGAUAACCAGUGGAAUAAAAUUAUUAAUUUUAA